This is a messenger RNA of Phyllostomus hastatus (greater spear-nosed bat), 2607 nucleotides long. Its product is annotated as adhesion G protein-coupled receptor E2-like. NCBI's taxonomy places the organism in Eukaryota, Metazoa, Chordata, Mammalia, Chiroptera, Phyllostomidae. Gene Ontology annotation, biological process: cell surface receptor signaling pathway; adenylate cyclase-activating G protein-coupled receptor signaling pathway. Gene Ontology annotation, cellular component: membrane. The record is from RefSeq and is a predicted model, not a curated record. Gene Ontology annotation, molecular function: calcium ion binding; G protein-coupled receptor activity.
GCUGGUGUCUGCACCAUGAGGAAUGGAUGUAUAAGGUUGCCUCCAGGACUCUCAGUGCUGCUGCUGUUGACAUUAAGACCUGCAGACAAGGCCCCUGGAGCUUCUGCCUCUAUGGCCUGUGCUCCUUGGUGCCCCCCACACUCCACAUGUGUCAAUGCCACUGCCUGUGACUGCCUUCCAGGAUUCAUCUCUUCAUCUGCAGACAUCAUCACUGACCCCACGGAGACUUGUGAUGACAUCAACGAGUGCAGACCAUCCUUGCCAGUUUCCUGUGGAAAACUGGCAGAGUGCCGGAACACAGAGGGGAGCUACUACUGCAUGUGCACCCUGGGAUACAAGCUUGUUUCUGGAGCAAUGAAGUUCAGUCAUGAGAGUCAGAACACGUGUCAAGCAGAGAUCUCCUUCCCCACCUGGACCCCUGCCCCUGGAAUCAAGAGCCAAAGUCUGUCCCGCUUCUAUGAAAAAGUCCAGGAUCUGGGCAGAAACUUCACAUUGGCUUCAGCCAAGGACACCAUCCAGGACAUCAUACAGGAGGUGGAUGAGCUGCUGGAGACAGCAGGUGACUUGGAAAAUUUGUCCCGCUCCGAGCAGCACUGUGUGGCCACCAACCUGCUCACCGGCCUGGAGCAUGUCCUGAGAGAGCUGAGCAAGAGCCUGCCCAGUGGGCCAUUGACCUUCAGCACAGCCACAGGCACAGAACUGUCCCUGGAGGUGGAGGAGCAAGGACAAAGGAAUGUCAGCUUGAGUGUCAAUAAAGCAAAGAUGCUGCUGAACUGGGAUACAGUUCAGGAAUCUGGGGAUGCAGGCCCUUCUGUGGUGGGCCUUAUCUCUACUCCAGGGAUGGGCAAGUUGCUGGCAGGGGCCCCCCUUGUGCUGGAAACUGAGGGACCAGAAGUUCUGCAUGAGACACACACAGGCUUGCUGCAGGGGGUCUCCCCAGUCCUGUUCUCAGAUGUCAUCUCUGUCUUUGUGAGCAACAACAACACCCAGAACCUCAGCUCCCCAGUCACCUUUGUCUUUGAGCAUUUGGUGACACCUGUGCCAAGGCAGCAGGUGCUCUGUGUCUUCUGGGAGCAUGGCCAGAAUGGAAGUGGUCACUGGGCCACCAAAGGCUGCAGGAUGGUGGGCACUGGAGACACCAGCACCACCUGCCUGUGCACGCACCUCAGCAGCUUUGCCGUCCUCAUGGCCCAGUAUGAUGUGCAGGAGGAGGAUCCUGCCCUGGUUGUGAUCACCUACUUAGGGCUGAGCCUCUCUCUGCUGUGCCUCCUCCUGGCAGCCCUCACCUUCCUGCUGUGCAAAGCCAUCCAGAACACCAGCACCUCCCUCCACCUGCAGCUCUGCAUCUGCCUCUUCCUGGCCCACCUGCUGUUCCUCACGGCCAUCGACAGAACAGAGAUUAAGGUGCUGUGUGCCAUCAUCGCAGGUACCUUACACUACCUCUACCUGGCCUCCUUCACCUGGAUGCUGCUGGAGGGCCUGCACCUCUUCUUCACUGCACGCAACCUCACUGUGGUCAACUACUCCAACGUGAGCAGGUUCAUGAAGAAGUUCAUGUUCCCUGUGGGCUAUGGAGUCCCAGCUGUCAUUGUGGCCAUUUCUGCAGCAUCCAGGCCUCACCUUUAUGGAACAGCUGCCCGCUGCUGGCUCCACCCAGAAAAAGGAUUUAUAUGGGGCUUCCUUGGACCCGUCUGUGCCAUUAUCUCUGUCAAUCUAGCUUUCUUUCUGAUGACACUCUGGAUUUUGAAAAGCAAACUCUCUUCCCUCAACACUGAUGUAUCCACCCUGCAGAAUACAAGGAUGCUGACAUUUAAAGCAAUGGCCCAGCUCUUCAUCUUGGGCUGCACGUGGUGUCUGGGAAUUUUGCAGCUGGACCCAGCUGCCCAAGCCAUGGCCUAUCUUUUCACUAUCAUCAACAGCCUGCAGGGCGUCUUCAUCUUCCUGGUGUACUGUCUCCUCAGCCAGCAGGUCUGGGAGCAAUACAGGCAAUGGUUGAAAGGGGUCAGGAAGUCCAAAGCAGACUCUGAGAAGUACACCCUCUCCAGCAGGGCCACACCUGAAGCUUACAAGCCCAGCACGACCUUGCAGUUUCAUAGAAGAAAUGGCCACUUAUAAUAUUUGUGAUGUGUAAAGUACCUCUGCCUGGGUCCCAUCCAGUACUGGUCCUGUCUUCUCUCUCUUCAUGAGCUACCCCCAGGUAUGUUUUGCUCAGAAUAGAGACCAUUCAUUCUGUGUAAAGUUGGGGAAAGCAAAGGACAUCCCAAGCCUUUCAGAAGAUGUGGUAUGUGCGUAAAGAACCUGAUUUUAGCAGGUGUAGGAGUGAAGAGGACAGAGGAAAGAGGCUCCAUGAAGGUGUGGGCAUGAAGUUGAGUGCUGGGUUCUGGGAACAGGUAGGUGAUUUCCUACGAGUUUUAUAAAGAUGUAAAUGUUUUUUGGAUAUUUUCAUAGGGCCAUGGAAGUAAUCCACAUUUUACAGAACAAAGUCAGUAUCUUUGUAACUAGGUAAUUUCAUGUUGGAUUUAUGAAGAAAUGAAAUAUUUUUGGCUUGCAUUUCAGCAGAAAAAGCACAGUAUUUGAGCAGGUUUCCAGGGAGGGUGGUUGCCUUUC